UUGGAUGAGUAUAUUUUAAUUGGAUUACAGCCCUUUGUCAAUUCUGUGUUUUCUCUUUUUUUUUUUAUAAUUUCUUCAUCUAUUUUCUCUCUUUUGAAAAACCAACCAUGUCCUUGAACGUAUCCGAUCCCGCUCUGACUGAAGCCUAUGAUGAUGUUAGAGAUGACAAGACAGAAACCAACUGGGUGUUUUUCGACUUCGCAGAUGGUAAGCCUGACCGUCUUAGAGUUGCAGGUUCUGGUAGCGGUGGUCUUUCUGAAUUCGUCAGUCAAUUAAAACCCGAAGUUGCCGGAUGGGGUUACAUCAGAAUGAACAUGAGUAACGACGAAUAUUCCCAACGUAUCAAGUUUGUUCUCGUGCCAUGGUGUGGUGAAAAGGUUGGAAUCAUGCGUAAAGCCAAGUUAUCCAUUCAAAUUUCGGACGUCAAGAACAUUUGUCGCAACUUUCAUAUCGAAGUCCCUGCUUCACACACUCAUGAUUUAAGUGAAGACGAAGUUAUGACUAGACUCAGACGUGCUGGCGGUGCCAAUUAUGAUAGACAGUCAAGUGAUUAUUAGAUUUAAAUUAGAUAUUAAAUUUACACCAUUCUUUAAAUGU
Molecule: messenger RNA, 597 nt
Organism: Mucor mucedo
Lineage: Eukaryota; Fungi; Mucoromycota; Mucoromycetes; Mucorales; Mucoraceae
Exons: 2
Coding region: 108-557 (149 amino acids)
Biological process (GO): regulation of actin filament polymerization
Cellular component (GO): cortical actin cytoskeleton; plasma membrane; site of polarized growth
Molecular function (GO): actin filament binding
Source: RefSeq, a predicted model, not a curated record